Molecule: messenger RNA, 504 nt
Organism: Odontomachus brunneus
Lineage: Eukaryota; Metazoa; Arthropoda; Insecta; Hymenoptera; Formicidae
Exons: 2
Coding region: 1-504 (167 amino acids)
Source: RefSeq, a predicted model, not a curated record
AUGACGCCCAGUACUGCUUCCGCGUGGGCCACUUCACGGUGGACGCAAUUCUCCGUGACAGCCAUUCCCCCGGGCAGCACAGUCGUCUGCUAUGCGGACGACACGUUAGUGCUGUCCGGGGUCACCGACUGGGGGGAAGCGACGGCCCUGGCUAACGUGACCGUCGAAUGCGUCGUACGCUCUAUCCGGGCGCUGGGCCUGAGGGUGGCUCCCAAUAAGACCGAAGCGUUAUUCCUGCACGCUCGGUCUGUGAAGCCGCCCCCACAGGCCCACAUCAUGGUGGCAGAUACCGGCGUGGAAAUGGGGCCCAUGCUGAAAUCCUUGGGCCUCACCUUGGAUGGAACUUGGGGCUUUGUCGAACACUUCGAACGACUUAGCCCCAAGAUGGGCAGGAUGGCUGGCGCGCUGGCCUGCCUCCUGCCCAAUUUCGGUGGUCCACGGACGGCUGUAUGCCAACACGGUCCACUCCAUGGCCCUAUACGGGGCCCCGGUGUGGGCGGGUGA